AGGGCCUCCAGAUGCAGCGUUUGGGCAGUGGGUGGUCCCGGACUCCCCAGUGGUGCAGGUCCGGGGGUCCCUCUGUGUCCCUGGCCGUUGUUCCUCCCCUGGCACUGGGCUACAGAAGGUCUCUGCCAACCCGCGACCACCUCCUGCUGUUUGACUACCAGGGCACCGUCUUCCUGCUGCGCAACGCCGCCACAUCAUCUCUCCGCGGUCACAUGACUUGGAGGAGGGCCUCACGCCACACUGUGCUGUGUCAGAAUGCCAAAGAUUUUGCCGUGGAUCCCCGUAGCGACAACUCCUUCCGUCAGUACAUAUACGUCCUGGUGAGCCGUGCUAACAGUGGUGCAGAGGCCGUACCCCCCAGCUGGCCCGGCGCCCCCGGCUCGGCCCUCCCUCUCACCCCUCCGCGGUGUGACUGUGUGGAAGUGUACCAGCAGGACACCAGCCAGAGGGUGUUCCGGAUGACCUUUCACCCCUCCCUGACCUUCAUACAGCUCCGCCUCACCGGCUCCGAGGUCAACAGGGUCCUGCUGCUGCUCACUGAUUCUGGGAAGGUCUAUUCUCUGUCUGUGAAUGAGACCCUGUUGAACACGCCUCGUUCCUACACCGUGCAGCUGGCUCUGAAGAAGAUCAGCAUUUCUCUGCCUCACCUGCCCAUCGCUCAGGUCCAUUCCAGCUACAGCAGCAUCCUCUACCUCACAGGCGAGGGUUCAGUCUAUUUGGAGGUGCACUCCGUUGGUGUGUAUCGUCAGUUCAUUGGGACCCAGCAGGGUUACGACCCCCAUGACAUCCACACCCCUCUGCCACUUUCCCUGCCCUACAAGGUGGUGAAGUGCUCUCUGGGACUGAGCCACUUGUGCCUGCUGGACGAUUGUGGCAGAGUCUUCAUGCAGGGCAGCAACCGCUACGGACAGCUUGGCACAGGAGAUAAGAUCGACCGCGGCGAACCCACCGAGGUGGUACUGUCCAAGACACCAGUGGAGGUGUGGUGUGGACUGAACCACUCGCUCGCCCUGCUGCAAGGGGAGUCUGGAGUGAAGGAAGUACAGGGCUGUGGCUGUGGAGGAGGCCGCCGACUGCCCGGCUGCUCCAAGGGAAGCGCUGUGUUCAUCAAACUGAACAUCAAGGUGCCCCGCGCUGCCCGCUCUCUCUGUGCCUCCAAGGACUGCCUCUUCCUGCUCUGUUGCCAUGACAUCGCCGAGCCCCCGCUGUUCCGCUGCCCCCCCACUGUAAAGGAGGAGGAUGAGGAGGAAAGUGAGGUGGCGAGAGAAGAGAGGGAGAGGCUGAUCUGGCAACUAUCCCAGCUGAGGGAGUGUGAGAGUCUGAGGCGAAAGGUGGACAUCCUCCGCUGGGCCGUGCAGCGACACAUGACCAUUAACCCCGCCCACAGGGAGUUCCUGGUCCAAGCGCUGAUCGCCAUCCGGCCCGUGUCUGACGAGCCCGGCAGCCAGUCGUAACCACAUUCACCAACGAUGCCACCUUUUUCAUCCUAACAGAAUGUUUUUUUUUAUGCUAUAUGAAACAAUUGUGGCC
Molecule: messenger RNA, 1530 nt
Organism: Oncorhynchus gorbuscha (pink salmon)
Lineage: Eukaryota; Metazoa; Chordata; Actinopteri; Salmoniformes; Salmonidae
Product: F-box only protein 24-like
Exons: 7
Coding region: 12-1454 (480 amino acids)
Source: RefSeq, a predicted model, not a curated record